Messenger RNA from Syzygium oleosum, 861 nucleotides. RefSeq names its product COP9 signalosome complex subunit 6-like. The record is from RefSeq and is a predicted model, not a curated record. Lineage: Eukaryota; Viridiplantae; Streptophyta; Magnoliopsida; Myrtales; Myrtaceae. Gene Ontology annotation, cellular component: COP9 signalosome. The coding region runs from base 1 to 861 and encodes 286 amino acids. The transcript is spliced from 6 exons. Gene Ontology annotation, molecular function: metallopeptidase activity; protein binding.
AUGUUGUCAUCCGGCAGCGGCCUCACAUUCAAGCUCCAUCUCCCUGUGAUCUUGAAUAUCUGCGAUCACUCCGUCCGUGCCAAGUCUCAUCUGUCAUCCUCCACGGACGGUGCUGGCAAUGGCAUUGAUAUGACCGUGGGGCCGCUGGCCGAUCCUCCGAGAGUGUAUGGGUGUGUGAUCGGAAUCCAGAGGGGUCGCACCGUAGAGAUAUGCAACAGCUUCGAGCUUUGUGACCCCAUCAGUCAAUCGCUCGACUGCGCCUUUCUCAACGAGCAGCACAAGCGCUACAUGGAGAUAUACCCGGAUUUCGAUGUACUAGGAUGGUACUCGACCGGGAGCGACGUGGCAAAAUUGGAUAUGGCCAUUCACAGAAGUUUGAUGAAUAUCAAUAAAAGCCCCGUGUACGUUCUUCUCAAUCCUCGUGCCCAUAAGGAUCCCCAUGUUACUAUCUACGAAAGUGAGGUGUGUGUCAAAGAUGGGUUUCCACAUGAAAUUCGAGAGCAUAUAUUUGUUCGUGCUAGCUACACUAUUGAGGCGGAAAAAGCAAAAAUGAUAUCAAGCGAUCACGUUGUUCAUCUGAACCCAUCUAAUGGGGGUACAUCGGGAACUAUGGACUACAAAACUAAGUUACAGAUUCAUGCGCACAAGAGAAAAGUGUCUCAACCUGUUUAUGAUACCAUCAUUGUUGGAUCUAAAUUCGGAAAAGCAUUCGAAUCAACCGUAUCCAUAGAUGGGGAUUGCUUCACAUCCGACAUCUUCCCGAAAAAAAAAGAUGCUGAAAAAGAUGCUGCACGACUUGCGUUUUAUCACUUGUCACGGAAGACAAACGAUGAAGGCUGUCAUCUAAUCCACCAGGUUUGA